UGGACUCAAAUUGCUAUCUCCGAUCAACAAGUCGGUCAACGAGAGCCUGGGGGAGCUGCUGGAAGAGCUUACUUUAGAAUCGCACGGGGAAGACGAACAUUCUCCAAAAUCAUCCAAAGGCAGCAACCUCAAUAUGGGAGAACGACAACAACUAGCCCCCCGUAACACCCUCCAAACUUUGGCCCAGCCGUAUAUCGGGCCAGUCACUCCAUGCAUUCAUUUGCCGGACGCUGCACGAAACUACGAGCUCAAAAUGAUUCACUACAACCAGCUGCCGGCAUUCCACGGGCUUCCAAGCGAGGACCCACUCAACUUCAUCCGGGAAUUUUACAAUGUCCUCAGCACUUCCCCUCUCAAUGGCCUUAAUGACGAGCAGUUGAAGCUGAGGUGCUUUCCCGAGACUCUGAAAGACCGGGCCAAGGCCUGGUUCAUGACACUUGCACCUGGCUCUCUCACUACAUGGACCGAGGUGUACUCAAAGUUCAUUGGGAGGUAUUACUCCCAUCAGAAGACUCAGGAACUCCAGUCACAGAUCAUGCCCGAGCCCGAGGAUCAAGAGACUCCAGAAAAGAUCAAGGAAUCAGAGUCCGGGGAGGCGACAGACGAGCCGGCGCUGCAUAAGUCGCCGAAUCCGUUCAAGCUGCGCAUUCCCUUUCCGGACCGACUUAAGAACGAGAAGCAAAGGAAACAGUUUCGAGAUCUCUUCAGCAUGCUCUCCAAGGUGAAUGUCAACUUACCGCUCCUGGAUGUGAUUAAGAAUAUGCCAUCAUAUGGUAAGUUCUUUAAGGACUUGGUGACCAAGAAGUGGAAGUUCGAAGAUGGAGAGAAGGUGGUUGUGUAUGAGGCGGCGAGUGCUAUGCCCGGUGGUUUCAUUAUCCAGAUAGCCUUGGGGAAUGGGAAGGUAGCCUCGGGGAUGCUUGACCUCGGAGCCGGAAUCAAUCUCAUGCCCUUCUCGAUUUUUCAAAGGCUCGGCCUUGGGGAUUUGAGGCCAACUCGCAUGUGCCUUCAGUUAGCAGACCGUUCCAUCAGAUAUCCCAAGGGAGUAGUCGAGGAUGUUCUGGUGAAGGUGGAAAAGCUUAUUAUUCCAGUGGACUUCGUUGUGCUCGACGUCUGGGAUAUGCCCGAGAAUGGGAAGGAUCACACCAUCCUUCUCGGGCAACCUUUCAUGGCGACAACUAAUACCCUGAUCGAUGUGAAGAAUGGUACUCUGAAUAUGACUGUUCUGGGGGAGUCGGUGUCUAUUUCCGUUCGAGGGGCCAUGUCUUCAUCUUCUGUCAAUUUUAUAGAAGAAUGUGCUUUUAUUGAUAUUGCUGACCCUUUUGUGGAUGAGAUGGUAUUUCAGGAGUUCGAAGACGUCUU
Striga hermonthica is the source of this 1359-nucleotide messenger RNA. The record is from the annotation of a GenBank genome assembly. NCBI's taxonomy places the organism in Eukaryota, Viridiplantae, Streptophyta, Magnoliopsida, Lamiales, Orobanchaceae.